UCUCUUUAAUCUCUUCCAUCGAUGGUAUCGAUGGCAGCCGCAGCUCUCUACUCUUCUUCUUCAAAGACAUUUUUCUUCCAUCAAAAAUCACAAAUUUUACACUCAAUAGUCUCCUUCUUCAUAGAUUUUCUCUUCCAUUUACAUUAUCAUCUCUUACUACCUUCACAAGACUUCUUUACUCCCAUUCAUAGAUUUACGGCCAAAGAUCGAGAUCGAGAAAGAAAUCUAAGAAACAUCAGACCAUAUAUCACCAAUAUUAUCAAAUUAUACUUCAAAGUUACGAAAAACAUAUCACCGGACCCUAACACCAGAUCACAAACUUCCCUACUAUCUGGCGGACUCGCCGACUAAGUGUAGAAGCAAUGGAGCGUGGGGAGCGUGGAGAGCUCAGGGGUAUCUUUGGGGUUGACGGGUCGUGGUUUCAAGAGAGAGCGAGGCAUUAAGAGUAAAUAGAAAUAUUCGUAUUCAUAUGUCCUCAACUUAUGAUCCAAUGAGUUUGAAGGAAUGUGCUAGACUGCUACAAUAUCAAUAAUUCCAUAA
This is a messenger RNA of Impatiens glandulifera, 540 nucleotides long. RefSeq lists its product as uncharacterized. Lineage: Eukaryota; Viridiplantae; Streptophyta; Magnoliopsida; Ericales; Balsaminaceae. Bases 22 to 351 code for a protein of 109 amino acids. The transcript has 3 exons. The record is from RefSeq and is a predicted model, not a curated record.